AUGGCUGAAGAAAUGGCUGAGAAUGGCUACAACCAUGAGUAAGUUUUACGAUAUAACUUUUAUUUUAUAUGCGGCUUAAAAAUGAAUAUUUAAAUAUCUGGCAUUGGGAUUGGGCACAUUUAUCUUUUUUUGCUUUUCCAGCUGGUUAGGUUUUCCAAGUCCUCAAUUUAACUCACCAGAAAGCAAUCCAGAAAGCAGCUUGAUGUCACCAUGUGUGUACCGAAAAGGUAACAUAAUUAUCCCGCAAUCCCUGUUUUCUGGUAUCAGAUAAAAAGCUUGUAUAUAUUUUGAAAUGUUUAUAAACGCUGUCUGCCUUUUAUACAGAAUUAACACCGCAAGUGAGGCGAAUGAAACAGGGAAAAGUUGACAGCACCAAUUACUCUCGAGGAAAUACAAGUAUGUUUAAUGUUUUCCGAUAUUAAGUUUGACAUGCAGACAUUUUUAAUUUGCCCGUUUUGUUUCCAUAAAAUAAACUCAUUCAUAUAUAUCGUUUGGUUUAAUAUCGUUCAUAAAUUAUAUUCAGGUCAGGGAAGCGAAGCUCAAAGACAUAGUAAAAAGGGGAAAGCUACAAACUCGCCAAGGCAAAAUAAAAGAUCAACACCGACGGCAGGUCAGCCAUUCGAUAUAACUUUAAUUUGCCGGUUUAGUUUCCAAAAAAUAAACUCGUUCAUAUAUAGUUUGUUAUCGUUUAUAUUCAUGCAGGUCGGGGAAGCCAGCAGAGCCAAACGAGGACAUUGAAGACACCAAGUCCGACGAAAACUAAAAGAUCAACACUUGUAGCAGGUCAGCCAUUCAAACUUUAAUUUGCCGGUGUAUUUUCCAAAUAACAAACUCGUUCAUAUAUCGUUUUGUUAUCGUUUGCAUUCAGGUCGGGGAAGCCAGCAGAGCCAACAAAGUCAAAGAAGUAGACCACUAGGUCAGGCAGUCAACUUUUAUUUUCCCAGUACAGUUUCAAAAACCAGCUUAACCGGUCGAGCUCUUCUGAACUUCUGAGUUGUGUAUACCUUUCAAAAAUAUAAAUGACUGAUUAAUGUUGAUUAAUGUCUAAUUAUAAAAAUAAGAACAGUGAAAAUCCGGCUUAAAAUUGUUCUCUAAAUUUUUAUUGGCUCAGGAAAAGACCGAACAAAAAUGUGCUUGCAACAACAUUGAUCGGAUGAAAAGCAUUAUUUUUGUGUUUGUGACAACUCACAAAUUAUUUAAUUUCAACUUAAUUCUCACAUAGGAUUGGAAACUGAAGGAAGCCAAAGGCAUGAUGGGCCCCUACAAAGUCCUACAAGAGCAGGCGCUAUAAGUAACAAAGGUAGAAAUCUUAAAUAACAUGCAUGUCUAUACAACGGUACAGUAUAUUAAUAUCACUUAAUAUAAUUAUCGGACUAUAAACGGUUAAGGUUCUGUCCCCAAUGUUCCUAACUUGCUGUUAAACUUAACAAAAUGAUGUCUACGUGAAUAAUCGUACCGAUACGAGCAAGGAUGGGAUGAGCUAAAAGUUGUUAAGUGUGCAAGCAAACCAUUAAUGGAUUAAUUUCUUGUUUUCUUUAGAUUUGCUGAGUGAGCUGAACAAAGUGAAAGAUGAUGUUGGUUCAUUGAAAAGGAGCAUGAAAGAAAUUGCGAGCAGGCAGUUGGAGAUGAUGAGGGUGGUAAAAGCACUGAAGAAAAGUCACGAAUCCCAUAAUUUUGAAAUGGGAAAAUGCUGCCACACGGUAAUACAUUACUUUAAUACUUUUAUUAUAUAUUUCAGUUCAUGCAGUCUGCUGUACACUACUGGCUGCUUUGGGGACUUAACUAAUAAUUUUCUGAUUUACAUUCAAAUGAAAGGAUAUUGUAAAUAACAUCAUGGCACAGUGGUAUUGUACCAAGGGCAGGUAUCAAGUUGCUGACAAAGAGAAAAAGGUAUUACAGUAAUUGACACAGUGAUGCAUAUUUACUCAUAUCAGUUUAUUUGCUUACAAAUACAUGAUUUUUACAUCUGAGACACACACUUGAAAAUAUGAUACAUGUACAAUAAAUUUAUUAAACAUUAAUAAAAAAUGACUUUUUGCUAAUCAUUUUGUAUUUUACAGAGGUUGCUUGAAGCAGAGUUUGAAGAUUCGCCAACAGGCCUAUCUGUACAAGAAUUGAUGAGCCGUUGCGGCAAAUAUGAGGCAGGUCGUUUCUCAUAUUGGAGAAGCGAGGAACGAAGACGGGUAUUUAUGAAAUAUUACUUUCUGCAUAUUCGCUUAUGAUAAUAUAUAGUUAUGUAUAUUAACCCUCAAGUGGCAAUACGCCCAACUUUAUUAUUUUACUCUGUGUAACACCAGACAAUUUUACCUGUCAGCCAGGGGGAAGUGUUGCCACUACAUGGGUUAAUAUACAUUAUUUAUGUUAAUACCAUAUUAUAAUAUGGAACAUAUUAUAAUACGUUAAUUCAAUUGUUUUGUCAUAUUUUACAUACGUUUUUCUUUUCAGGUUCUAGGGCUUAAUGGCUAUGAACAACUGCUUGAGGUUUUAUCCAGUAUGCUGACUAAUAAAGUCCUGCAGCUCCUCGGCCAGAAAUACAAUGUUCAGUCGAAGUCUGCUGUAAAAAAAGAAAUUAUUUUAAUAGUUAGUAUUUUGAUUAGUAUCAUACAAGAAGCCUGCUUCCAUUUACAUUGCACAUAUGCAUAUAUUUACCUACAAUAAUCUACCUGCUGAAGAACACACAUAAACAAAGAGCCAAGUCAGAUCUAUAUAAGGUGGAGUACAGAGCCCAUUACCCCCAGAAAGGUGAGGCACCCUGCCAAACAAGUGAAGAACUCCUCCAGAAAAGUGAAGAAGCAUACCCCAAAAUCUUCUACUUCAUGUACGUGUUUAUACAAUUAUUGAUGUACCAAUCCCACCCCCAACACACCCACCUUAAAAACUCUUGCACUCCCUGUGCCAAAUAAUCCAACUGAUGCACUUUUUGUUUUAGCGUAAAUUCAUCAGAAGCACCUCCCUAGAAAGCGCCAGAAAAUUAAAAGAAUUCUGUGGGUCAUUUUAUGAAUGGCGAUCGACAUCAUUCCCUGGACGAAUGACAUCGUCCAAGAGGACAACCUCUGUUAUGCAGAGGAAUGAUAACUUUAGUUGUGCUAGAGUAGCUUAA
Paramuricea clavata is the source of this 3100-nucleotide messenger RNA. The record is from the annotation of a GenBank genome assembly. Lineage: Eukaryota; Metazoa; Cnidaria; Anthozoa; Malacalcyonacea; Plexauridae.